AGAGUGAAGGACAUACUGUUCUUUAGCAUCAUUAUUACAGAUUAUUUAAGACAAAAUGAAGAUCUUUAUUCUGAUUUGGAAACAUUAGAAUUUAAGCAUCUGAACUACAUUUUCUGUUUUCUACCUUAUAAGUUUUACUAGUCAUCCCAUAUUAUUGCAGUAACACAGAAAUGCAGGACCAGCAAUUGGUGGAAAGUCCUAGCACCAUAGAAGCAUUAAGCUGGAUGUCUUUGAAAGAUCUUACGGCCAAAGUGAGUGGUAUGUCUCUCAGUCAGAAUAAUGAGGGAAUUGAUGAAUGUAACAUAAAUGAAAGCAGAACUAAGGAAGAUACAGUGGAACUUGAAAUGCUGCAUCAGAGCAUCCCCUGGGGGAAUGGUAGAGGAAGAAAUUGUGAAGGGUUUUCUGAGAGCAUUCAUUGUACAUCAGAAUCUAACAGUUCCUGGGGUGAUUUUGAAAGUUUCAGUGAAUCCUUAGUCAAGUCUGAGAGCAUCAGUCACACUCCUGAAGUUUUGGUGAAUUCAGCAGAAACAAAGACGUCUAAAACUGACGUGGAGUUACAUGGAGAAUAUUGCAACUCUUCUCAUGGGCAUCACUGCUCCAAACCAUCUGUACACAAGGGGAGGGAAGCUAGUGCUAGUUCGCAGGAUAAGGCCAAUCUCAGCUAUGAGGAUAUUUUUAAGUUGAGUUUUCCAGAAGUCAUUGUACCACAGUCCACAGAGAGCAUAAGAAGCUUAGAUCAAGUUCUUGACACAGAUAAUGAAGACAUUGGGAUUCCUGAAUUUGCGAAGAGAGAGCUUUGCAUUGACUCUGGAAACCUCUGGAGAACUCUUAGACACCCCGAUAGCACCACGGGUUUAAGAUGUCCCUGGAAUAAAUCCCACUGCCAGGAAAACUUCUUAUCUGCUCUUGGAAUAGAUAUAAAUCAAAAGAACUUCUCAGGAGACAGCAAAGAUGGUUUGGAGGAGACAAACGUUAAAAUAAAUGAAGACUUAGAAGAUGGAUUCAAUAUUAGUAACUGUAAAGCACUAAUUCAAACCAAGUUGUCCGUAUCACCAGAUUCCAGAUAUGGUCAUUUCUUUAGUUAUAACCUGUUUUUGAAGAGGACACCAUCAAAUGGAAAUAUGCAAUUUAAAACAGUCCCAGGAAAGAAGAGGAUUUUCAGUACACACAGUCUAAAAAUGAAAAUUUUCAAUAGUGAUGUUUGCUAAAGUAAAAGUACCUAUCUUUCCUUCAUUUUGUUACUGGGUUGUUACCGAAGACUAGAGAUG
Messenger RNA from Emys orbicularis (European pond turtle), 1268 nucleotides. It is a transcript of the gene CLBA1, whose product is annotated as clathrin binding box of aftiphilin containing 1. Gene Ontology annotation, biological process: intracellular transport. NCBI's taxonomy places the organism in Eukaryota, Metazoa, Chordata, Testudines, Emydidae. Gene Ontology annotation, molecular function: clathrin binding. Gene Ontology annotation, cellular component: trans-Golgi network membrane; AP-1 adaptor complex. The record is from RefSeq and is a predicted model, not a curated record. Bases 171 to 1208 code for a protein of 345 amino acids. The transcript is spliced from 5 exons.